UGGCUGCAUGCCAUCAUAAUGUAUUACAACUGUGCCACACGUUGCCUAACUGCUAUCUAUAGCCUCUGCUAUUCUCGUAGCUGUGAAGUGCGAUACAAACAGUGGAUACUCUGUCAACUGCAUCUGCUCUGCGCAGAGGAGAGGAAAGGGGGGAUUCGGUCUAGCUGCUACUGUACCUAAAGGAAAUAUCAUGGAUAAAAUGCCAUGCUAGGACAUGAGGUAUUUUGAUCUGACUCAGCCCUUCGUCCCUCUUGACAAAUGCAAAUUUGCUGUUUGAACACUUCGAUUGAGGUGAUGGAGUCAAACAGCUGCCCGGGCUCAGGGACCGACAGUGACGAGCCUGCCCUCUGCAAGCCUUUGGACACAGGGAUGGACAGCCUGAAAGUGAGAGUUGACGGGAGCGUUUUUGUGGUGAACAAAGCCCUACUCGAGCAGCACUGUGAGUACUUUCGAGCCCUCUUCCAGUCGGGAAUGCGGGAAUGCCAACAGGAUGAGGUCCACCUGCAAGGGCUGAGUGCCCGGGGAUUUGUGUUGGCGCUCCGGGUCCUGGACGGGGAUCGCCCCAUCCUGGGUGGUGACGAGAUCGUGGAAGCCAUCGAGUGCUCCGCCUUUCUACAGAUGGAGUCCGUGACAAAGCACCUGAUCAAUAUCAUCAACUCAGAGAAUUGCUUGUUGAUGUACCACACGGCCACGACCUACGGUUUGUUGGAUCUGUCCCAUCAAGCUGCUUUAUUCAUUAAAGACAUGUACUCAGACCUGAAGGAGGAUGUUGUGAGCACCUUAUCAGAAGACCUAGUGGAGUACGUUGAGUCUCUCAUCCCCAGUCGGUACGUCACAGUCUGCAGCCACUCUCCUACCGUCGAGCAGCUCCAGGACUGUCAGAGGACGGUCUGCUACCUGGAUGACGAAGAUAGAGAGUGGAAGGUGCUGAGUCACCUACCCUUAAACACAAGCACCACGAUGGCAGGUGUGACCGUGCUAGACAACAAGCUGUACAUUAUAGGAGGCGUCCACGACGUCAGCAAGAAAGUUGUGGACUCUGGCUUCUGCUAUGACCCAGAGAGUGACUCCUGGUCCACUAUUUUGAGUCCCCAGCAGCUUCGCUACAACUUUACAUUAGUGGGCCACGAAGGCUGCCUCUACGCCAUCGGUGGGGAGUUCGACAGGAAGUCCAUGGCAUUGGUGGAGAAGUACAGCGUCUCCACAGCCGCCUGGCACUUCGCCGCUAAUCUCCCCUGCCGAGCCGCCAACGUGGCCUCCACCAAAGCCAUGAGCCGCAUCUUCAUCUGCCUCUGGAAGCCCAAGGGCGCUACGGAGAUCCACGAGUACGUUCCUGAGAGGGACCAAUGGGUCCUGGUCACCACGCUGGUCCGUGACCAGAGCUAUGGCCACUGCAUGGUGGGCCACAGGGACAAUCUGUAUGUAAUGCGCAACGGGCCCUGCGAAGACUUCCUGAUGUGCGUGAUGGACUGCUAUAACCUGACUAUGGGUCAGUGGACGGCCUUGCCAGGGCAAUACGCAAACAGUAAAGGAGCCCUGUUCACCUCGGUAGUAAGAGGGGACUCAGUGUUCACCCUCAACCGCAUGAGGACGACGGAGUUUGCCGUGGAGGAGUACAGAUGGAAAACUAAGAGGGAGACGAAAGGCUUCGGGCGAAUCGGCUCCAUGUACACGUUUCUCAUGAGACUGCCUAAGGCCAAGACUGUGGGAAACACUGAGGUGUUGACGGACGGGCUGGAGUUUGGGAAUCGGAUUGACCACAGACGCAGAGACUCUCUGCUGCAAUGCUUCGACUGACUUCCUGUGAAUAAGUUUGGUCUUUUAAUAUCUCCUGACAAACCAACAACUUUUUGUGUGCAGUUGUUUCACUCUCAGAGACAGGACAAUUAACUAGAACGCUUUGACUGACUUCCUGUGAAUUGGUUUAGUCUGUUACUUCGGCCACUUUCAGUAGGCAAACGUUGUGGAAGAUUGCAGAAAGAAAUGUCUUGAAUACAGCUGACAUGAUUCCUUUUUCUACAUGUCAGAGAGGCAUGUUUGCUCUUCAUAACAUAUUUAUAUCUGAAUAUUACAUAGCAUUGUACCAUUCUGAAUGGUCUAAAUAUGUAAAUGUCAGAGACAACUGUAAUUUGUAAAACAUUCAAGUUUGCUGCAUUCAUAACAAAUCAAAAACUCGGAACCUCUGAGUUAAAAUGUACUUAAGUUAUUUGCGUAGAGCUUCCUAUUGGUUGAUUCAGAUACUUUCCAAGUGGUAAACUCUGGUAUUGUCUUUCUACAACGAGUUUCUAAGUCAGAAAUAUCAGUUUCCUAGUUUCGGCAUGUCAUGAAUGCAGCAUAUCUUCCAAGAACAAUUAAAUAGCAUUUAAGAAACUAUAAUAAUAUUGACUUCCAUAGUUCUUGGUUAAUGUUGCCUCAAGUAACCUUCUGGGUAAUUUGACUCGGUAUCCAAGUGUAGUGUACUAUAAAGUUUACUAUAAUUAAGUGAUUCAUUACAUUGAGUGGAUACAGCCAUAUCAGAGAGCUCUUUCCAUGGAAACCAAACACAUGUUCAGUAAUGUACGUAAAGACUGAAAUACUUUUCCUGUUUUUACAACAAACAAACCAUUUAUAACCCAGGCUCAGGUCCCCAAGGCAUUCAUGGCUAGAGAACAGGGUAAGAUAAGGCUGGCAGUGUUCACGCUGUACAAUAUAACAUUUCGGUAACGAGUGCAUGUUUGCUGCCAUCUCAGGACAGGUAUCCGUUGAAGGAGAGAUUUGUCUUCUCCAUGGGAUUGCCUGUGUAAAUACAGGAUUGGAGAAUUCAAAUUAAUAGAUUGUCUUUGGCAGAAGAGAUAUGAAAUAAUCGUCUUUGUAAUUACCCAAUAAAACACUCUUCAAAUAAUGUGUUAAUGGAUGAGGAAUGUUGCUAAUGAUGUGCAGAUUUUUUCCACUUAUCAAAUUAUAUAAACAUUAAUUUCCCCUACAGUUAACAAACAGGCAAAAAUCUCCCUUGAUGAUAUGAGAAUGGUUCUUUCCUUCAUUCUUUAGUCUACAGCAGAGGAGGCUGGUGAGGGAGGACGGCUCAUAAUAAUGAAUGGAAUGGAGUAAAUGGAAUGGUAUCAAACACAUGGAAACCAGGUGUUUGAUGUGUUUAAGACCAUUCCAUUUAUUCCGUUCCAGCCAUUACUAUGAGACCGUCCUCCCCAUUUAAUGUGCCACCAGCCACCACUGGUCUACAGUCGGUGUACAGUCUAUGAGUGAAGUUCAUUAAUAGCAAAGUGAUAAAAGAAAUGCUCUCCUGAACAAACAUAGUGGUUCUCUAAAGCUUUCCCGGUCCAUCAACAGAAGAUACACAUCUUUAAUAGAUGCCGACUCUUCCAUUCGCUUCGCUGCUCCCAUCUAAGUUCUGCCGUGGCUUUGAUAGUCAAAUAACAAACCUGUAUUGUGCUAACCCCAUCCAAAAUGAGCACACGUCGGCGGGGAAAGCAUGGCAAAAAUGUGGAAGUGUCUCCCACACAAAUCAAGAUCUAAUAUGAUGUGGGUACCAUGAGACAUGAGUAGGAUUUACAAGUUUAUUGCAUUUAUAUUAAUCGUCAAUGUUUUUUGUAACAUCUGAAAACAGAAAUCUCAAUGCUCAUAUGCAUUUGAUCUGUAUACAAUAGUUCUGUAUCAUAGGCAAAAACAAAACAAAUAAAUACAAAAUACAUUCAGUUAAUUUUAAAGUGCAAGUUACAGUAUGUACAACUUCAAGUGGGUCCUUUCAGGCAACCUGCCAUAUAAAAAAAGAUUGACAAGUUUCUUUCAGGUUUCGAUCUUUCACGCCGUACACACACCCUUCAAAUACAGAUAAUAUUAUUAUUUAUAAUAUGACUGACCAGUAACAUAGGUUGCAUCCCAAAUGGCACCCUAUUCCCUAUAUA
Coregonus clupeaformis (lake whitefish) is the source of this 3899-nucleotide messenger RNA. Its product is annotated as kelch repeat and BTB domain-containing protein 13-like. NCBI's taxonomy places the organism in Eukaryota, Metazoa, Chordata, Actinopteri, Salmoniformes, Salmonidae. The coding region runs from base 259 to 1797 and encodes 512 amino acids. The transcript has a single exon. The record is from RefSeq and is a predicted model, not a curated record. Gene Ontology annotation, molecular function: protein binding.